Molecule: messenger RNA, 2619 nt
Organism: Echinostoma caproni
Lineage: Eukaryota; Metazoa; Platyhelminthes; Trematoda; Plagiorchiida; Echinostomatidae
Source: the annotation of a GenBank genome assembly
AUGACUGGUAAACCAGGCACAGGUACCGGAGUUCUCGGUUCUUUCUCAUCAAACCGCUGGCAAUCAAAUAACAAAGCGUCCAAUUGCAACUCAACUGAUCUCUCCACUAGCAAACGUGACGUAGCCCCUGUCGAAGAUUUGAAUACGGAUUUUGAAAGUUUCGUUGGGAAUAGUGAACCUGGCCACAUGUGGCCUUCUCCUAUAUUCGACGCACCCCGAGUAACUGACUCAAAUGCCGCAAACUUUCCGAUUUCGCAACCUGAGGGUAACGCCGGAUCGAACCAAUGGUCCGUCUCCCAGUUUCCCGGUGCUUCCAACUCCCUGCUUGGAGCACCCGGUGCUCCCGCAGGUAACUCCGGAUCGAAUGUGUGUUGGCCUGUACGUGGUUCGGAUGGUCCGACGGUCGGUGUGCCCCGCGCAAUCACUGGUCAGCAACAGCUGAUGGUGAAUUCUUCUGCUGCCCCCGGCGCAGAUCCAAAUCGCCGGUACCCUGCUGGAGGCGGCUGGCCUCUCGGAGCAGAGACCUCCGANCAAUCACUGAUCCAAAUCGCCGGUACCCGGCUGGAGGCGGUUGGCCUCUCGGAGCAGAGACCGAUCUUCUUGCUGGGAUCUGGGGCAUUUGGUGCGCAACCAACGCCUGCACCCCUUCGGCAUCAUCCCGAGUUCCUUGCUGGUCCAAACCAACCCGGAUCACGUGCAGCAUUGGGUCAUCUUCAGUCCGGUGCAGACGGUGGUUCACUGUUUCGUGGCUUCAACCGACCAACACCCGGCCUUUUCCCAGCUGCAACCCCCGGUAAUUCCCUUGGAGCAAGACCAGUUUUGGGUGCCGCUGCAGCAGUUCACCCACUNUCCACGGCACAACUAUCCCAGGGAUCUGGGGCAUUUGGUGCGCAACCAACCGCUGCACCCCUUCCGCAUCAUCCCGGGUUCCUUGCUGGUCCAAACCAACCCGGAUCACGUGCAGCAUUGGGACCGUCUGGUUCUUGGUCAUUUCAAGGUGGCCCUGGUGGACGUGGCCCCGGUGGACCUGAUGCUUCACUUAACGCUGCUGUGACUAGCAACAAGGGUCGCUGGUCAAAUACUGGUGGCUUCGGUCGUAUGGCCAGCAAAGCCGCUCACAACACUCCACACAUGCUAUCCAAUCAAGUCGGUAAUAAUGUCCGAUGGCCGCCUCUCAGCAACGCUCCACACGUGCCGACCGGAUGGCCUGUCAACGAUCCGCGUCGACCAAGUUUGAUGCAAAAUGCCAGCACAGGUGCGGGUAGCCCCGUGGGGACUGGAAGUGGAGCUGGAGCGGGCGGCGGCGGCUGGUCAAACGAUACUGGCUUUUUCGGUCAGCCACAUCAAGUCCUUUCCCCGGCUCGGAUGAAUCAACCGGAUUUCCCUUCUCCUCUCGUCAUGCCCCAGCAACGAGUAAGCGGCUCGGGGACCGGUGUUGUGCCCACGGGCCAACAAGCAUUUAGAACCCCACAUAGCGCCUUCUACCCCACAAGUUUAAAUCCGGCCUUCCCACCGUCCUGCUCAGUGACAGCAGGUGUCAGUCCCACCGCUGUAGCAGCCGCAUCAUCCUCCAUCACAUCCGCGAAUGCUCAUCAGCAGCAACAGCAACGCCUCUUCCUCAGUCCGCAACAACACUCACAUCAAUUGCAACAACAGAGCGUACUUCGGGCCAACGCAAUGCGGCAGCUAAUCAAUAUGGGCUUCCCAGAAGACGAGGUUCAAGCAAUUUUCUCCGACAUAAACACCAAUGUGGAACGAGCUCUAAUCGGUAAUAAUGUCCGAUGGCCGCCUCUCAGCAACGCUCCACACCUGCCGACGGGAUGGCCUGUCAACGAUCCGCAUCGACCAAGUCUGAUGCAAAAUGCCAGCACAGGUGCGGGUAGCCCCGUGGGGGCUGGAAGUGGAGCUGGAGCGGGCGGCGGCUGGUCAAACGAUACUGGUUUUUUCGGUCAGUCACAUCAAAUCCUUUCCCCGGCUCGGAUUAACCAACAGGGGUUCCCUUCUCCUCUCGUCAUGCCCCAACAACGAGUAAGCUGCUCGGGGACCGGUGUUGUGCCCACGGGCCAACAAGCAUUUAGAACCCCAUAUAGCGCCUUCUACCCCACAAGUUUAAAUCCGGCCUUCCCACCGUCCUGCUCAGUGACAGCAGGUGUCAGUCCCACCGCUGAAGCAGCUACAUCAUCCUCCAUCACAUCCGCGAAUGCUCAUCCGCAGCAACAGCAACGCCUCUUCCUCAGUCCGCAACAACACUCACAUCAAUUACAACAACAGAGCUUACUUCGGGCCAACGCAAUGCGACAGCUAAUCAAUAUGGGCUUCCUAGAAGACGAGGUUCAAGCAAUUUUCUCCGACAUAAACACAAAUGUGGAACGAGCUCCAAUGGACCUUCGUGAUCGUACAUGCCACCCGGGCUUGCAGGAGGUGAUUAAGUCGUUUGCAAACAGUGGUCUGAUCCACUUGAGCUCGGGAAUGGAUGAAGGUCUUUGCUCCGACAUGGGCCGAUCAGAUAUGAUGUCCGGCGCCCCCGGUGCUAGACCCCUUGCGUUGCGUAUGGCUCAGCAAAAUGUGGUCGAAUCACAAGUAAGUAGCAAGUCUUCUCCCUAUCUCGCGAACACUUGA